CUCUGCCUAGUGAGCCUCCCUGUGGCGCAGGAGGCGGAUGGUGAUCCACAUAGAUGGGCCCAGACAUGCCAAGACUUCUGGUGCCAAGGUCCCAUAGGAACAAGCAUGUGCCCGCAAGAACCAGACUUCUGCCAAGACUGUCCCAGUUAUGUAUCACACAAAUUUGUAAUAUUCAUCACGAAGAUAAACAUUUCUAGGUGCCUCUGGGGUCCAGGAAUUAGCAUCAAAGAGAUGGAGAAGGCAGAUUAGGAAUACCUCCAGUUCUCCAGAAACAGACCAAACACAAGAAUGUUAUGAAGAGAUUUCCUCAUGCAGUCAAGUGCCUUGUUUUGUGUUCUCUGACUCGCAGAGCUCCUGUGGAGUAAGCCUGAGCAAGAGGACCAGAGGGCAGCUCUGGAAAGGAAUUCCCCGGGAGAAUCUUCACUGACGGCCAAGAAUGGCGAGCAAGGGACCCUCAGCCUCAGCGUCCCCCGAGAACUCCAGUGCAGGGGGGCCCAGCGGAAGCAGCAACGGUGCUGGUGAAAGUGGAGGGCAGGACAGCACCUUCGAGUGUAACAUCUGCCUGGACACAGCCAAGGAUGCCGUCAUCAGCCUGUGUGGCCACCUGUUCUGUUGGCCAUGUUUACAUCAGUGGUUGGAGACCAGACCUAACCGACAGGUGUGUCCUGUUUGCAAAGCUGGCAUCAGCCGCGACAAAGUCAUCCCGCUUUACGGCAGAGGCAGCACUGGACAGCAGGACCCCAGAGAGAAGACUCCUCCUCGUCCUCAGGGGCAGAGACCAGAGCCAGAGAACAGAGGGGGAUUUCAAGGAUUCGGUUUUGGAGAUGGUGGCUUUCAGAUGUCUUUCGGAAUCGGAGCAUUUCCCUUUGGGAUAUUUGCCACAGCCUUUAACAUAAACGAUGGGCGGCCCCCUCCAGGUGACGAGACCUGGAAAUGUCGAGGCUGUGGUGACCACGUCGCUCCAAGCCAGAGGUUGUACAGGACCGUCAAUGAAGCCUGGCACAGCUCCUGCUUCCGGUGUUCCGAAUGCCAAGAUUCCCUCACCAACUGGUACUAUGAGAAGGAUGGGAAGCUCUACUGCCACAAGGACUACUGGGCCAAGUUUGGGGAGUUCUGCCACGGGUGCUCCCUGCUGAUGACAGGGCCUGUCAUGGUGGCUGGGGAAUUCAAGUACCACCCAGAGUGCUUUGCCUGUAUGAGCUGCAAGGUGAUCAUCGAGGAUGGGGACGCAUACGCCCUGGUGCAGCAUGCCACCCUCUACUGCGGGAAGUGCCACAACGAGGUGGUCCUGGCACCCAUGUUCGAGAAGCUAUCCACAGAAUCCGUGCAGGACCAGCUGCCCUACUCCGUCACACUUAUCUCCAUGCCAGCCACCACCGAGGGCAAGCGGGGUUUCUCCGUGUCUGUGGAGAGUGCCUGCUCCAACUAUGCCACCACCGUGCAAGUCAAAGAGGUCAACCGGAUGAACAUCAGUCCUAAUAACCGCAAUGCCAUCCACCCUGGGGACCGCAUCCUGGAGAUCAAUGGGACCCCGGUCCGCACUCUCCACGUCAAGGAGGUGGAAGAUGCGAUCAGCCAGACGAGCCAGACACUUCAGCUGCUGGUUGAACAUGACCCGGUCUCUCAGCGCCUAGACCAGCUGCGUCUGGACGCCCGGCUCUCUCCCCACAUGCAGAGUGCCAGACACUCCCACACACUUAGCACCCUGGACACCAAGGAGAACCUGGAGGGGACGCUGAGGAGACGCUCCCUGAGGCGCAGUAACAGCAUCUCCAAGUCUCCCGGCCCCAGCUCACCAAAGGAGCCCCUGCUGCUGAGCCGGGACAUCAGCCGCUCUGAGUCCCUGCGCUGUUCCAGCAGCUGCUCCCAGCAGAUCUUCCGGCCGUGUGACCUGAUUCACGGGGAAGUCCUGGGCAAGGGCUUCUUUGGGCAGGCCAUCAAGGUCACACACAAAGCCACCGGCAAAGUGAUGGUGAUGAAGGAGUUGAUCCGAUGUGAUGAGGAGACACAGAAGACUUUUCUGACCGAGGUGAAAGUGAUGCGCAGCCUGGACCACCCCAAUGUGCUCAAGUUCAUUGGUGUGUUGUACAAAGACAAGAAGCUGAACCUGCUGACUGAGUACAUCGAGGGGGGCACACUGAAGGACUUCCUACGCAGUGUGGACCCGUUCCCCUGGCAGCAGAAGGUCAGAUUUGCCAAAGGCAUCGCCUCCGGAAUGGCCUAUCUGCACUCCAUGUGCAUCAUCCACCGGGAUCUGAACUCGCACAACUGCCUCAUCAAGUUGGACAAGACCGUGGUGGUGGCAGACUUUGGGCUGUCGCGGCUCAUAGUGGAAGAGAGGAAAAGGCCCACAGUGGAGAAGGCCGCCACGAAGAAGCGGACCCUGCGCAAGAAUGACCGCAAGAAGCGCUACACAGUGGUGGGAAACCCCUACUGGAUGGCCCCCGAGAUGCUCAAUGGAAAGAGCUACGACGAAACAGUGGACGUCUUCUCUUUUGGAAUCGUUCUCUGCGAGAUCAUUGGGCAGGUGUACGCAGAUCCCGACUGCCUGCCCCGCACACUGGACUUUGGCCUCAACGUGAAGCUUUUCUGGGAGAAGUUUGUCCCUACAGACUGCCCCCCAGCCUUCUUCCCCCUGGCUGCCAUCUGCUGCAAACUGGAGCCCGAGAGCAGACCGGCCUUCUCCAAACUGGAGGACUCCUUCGAGGCCCUCUCGCUCUAUCUGGGAGAGCUGGCCAUUCCGCUGCCGGCCGAGCUGGAGGAGCUGGACCACACCGUGAGCCUGCAGUACGGCCUGACCAGGGACUCACCUCCCUAGCCCUGGCGGCCCAGCCCCGCUGCAGGGGCGUGUCCCACAGCCCCCGUUCGCUGCCCACUCCACACCCCAGCCCUGCCUGGAAGCAGGGCCGUCCUGGCUUCCUGUGGAUUGGCGGCUCAUAGAGAAGCAGAACACGCCAUCCCUACUACCUCCCCAGGAGGCGAGUGGGUGCAACACCCAGGAAAUGCAGCCUGGUGACUGUCUAUAGAUCCAACACUCGCCUGAAAGCUGUGAAGAAGAAAACAGAACAAAACCAAUAAGAGCCUGGACUCCAGGCCAGGAGGAAAUCUGUUACUUGGGACCCCUUGGGAAGACCCUGGCAGGGAUUCCAGGGGGGCUCCUGCUUUACACUAACCAGCAUGACCUGGACCUGCUGGCUAGAGGUCCUGGGGGCAGGGAAGGGGGGGAACCUGCCUAUGCAUUCUGAAGUUGCUAGACCAGCUGGGUACAGGAGGACUUCAAGUGGGAGAGCAUGGAUGGACAACUGGUGGCCCAGGUGGCCCUCAAAGGGCACGAAAUGAUAGUGGUGCUCCCCACCAUGUGCCCUCCAGAUGCUGCCUACCCUGGAGCAGCAGGGAAGGGAGUAGGUGUUAGGGUAUGCUGGAAGCUAGCCAGGAGGCAGGGAGAAGGCUAGUUGCUGCUCUCCUGCCAGGGGUUGUGGCUCUGGCCAGUUUGUGCAUCACAUCAAAGUUGGCAAGACGUAUGUGUGUGUGUUGGAGGACAACAGGGAGAGGGGUAGUGUGUGGCCUCCACCUCAUGUUCAUAAACUGCAGCUGGAAGCCAGCUGAGAACCUCCGGGUGAUGUCCUGAGACUGCAACAAGCACAGGAAGACAGUGGGGGCUGGGAAGAAAGAGGCCCUGCCAGCUAGAAAUCCCACAUGCCAGUUGCUGUCACUCAGUUCUCGGUGGGUUCCUGAGGACAGAUACCUAAGUAAGACCCUUGGCCCAGAGCUGGAUAGUUUCCGGAGGACUGUGUGGCUUGUUACUUGGGUCUGGGCAAGGUGGGAUAGGGGAGCAGCCACAGCUUGCCCUCCAACAUGCCCUAUCCACGUAGCUAGGCAGAUGUGGGUGGCAGAGCCCAGCAAUGAGGUGCUGAGGGCCAACUGGCUUCUACCUCCUUUGUUGGCUAGCCCAACUCAGCCCCUGGUCACAGCUCCCCUGAGCAGGUCCAGGGGCACUGGACAACCUUAGGUCACCCUCCCCACAUGCUACCCCAUUCCCCACCCCCCGCCAGUGGUUCCCAGAGCUCCAGGGAUUCUCCAGCACAACUAAGUUGGCCUCCUAAGUGGCUGCGAGCUUGCACCGUAUUUAACAAAUCGGGGAUGGUUUUGGGGGUGGUUGUAUUGGGCAGGGGGCAGGGCACAGGGGUGUGAUCCUGGAGAGUGGUUGCUGUUAAAAUAUUAUCUUGUUCCAUCUGUUGGGUGAGACAUGAAAUAUUGUACAUAGGUCUGAAGAGUUACGGGGUCAGAUGUCACCUCUGGGCAGUGUGGACUUACAGCUUGGACUGUCCUGCAAGCUUGCUGCUGCAAGGAUGAGCCCCG
Messenger RNA from Ochotona princeps (American pika), 4359 nucleotides. RefSeq names its product E3 ubiquitin-protein ligase RNF185. Gene Ontology annotation, molecular function: protein serine/threonine kinase activity; ubiquitin-like protein conjugating enzyme binding; ubiquitin protein ligase activity. NCBI's taxonomy places the organism in Eukaryota, Metazoa, Chordata, Mammalia, Lagomorpha, Ochotonidae. Gene Ontology annotation, cellular component: endoplasmic reticulum; cytoplasm; nucleus. Gene Ontology annotation, biological process: ubiquitin-dependent protein catabolic process; actin cytoskeleton organization; protein phosphorylation. The transcript is spliced from 21 exons. The record is from RefSeq and is a predicted model, not a curated record. The coding region runs from base 437 to 2818 and encodes 793 amino acids.